Molecule: messenger RNA, 3220 nt
Organism: Ixodes scapularis (black-legged tick)
Lineage: Eukaryota; Metazoa; Arthropoda; Arachnida; Ixodida; Ixodidae
Product: integral membrane protein GPR180
Exons: 7
Coding region: 218-1672 (484 amino acids)
Biological process (GO): response to pheromone; G protein-coupled receptor signaling pathway
Source: RefSeq, a predicted model, not a curated record
GUCCAAAUAAAAAUUGAAGCAAAACAGCUGCCGUUUACGAUUCGCCAUCCAUUAACUACCGCGGGGUCCGGAGGAAGGGGAGUCGGGGGAGUUUCCGAGGCUGUUUUUUCGCCGCGGUGCUCACGAGGAUACAGGAUACUGCGACGGCGUCGCAAAGAACCGGCAACUCCCGUCUUCACCAUGAUGUGACCCAGCGAGACAGCACGGCGACUCCGCGAUGCAACUGUACCCCGUGUUCCUCCUGUCCAUCGCGGCAGCAUGGACCGCCGACGCGCUCCACCUCCAAGGGACCUUCCGCACCAGCCAAUAUUUCAGCUUCCUCGCCAAAUUCGGUUUCCGCAAGACCGACCGCCACGACCACGAGAACACCCUGGGCUACAUCUACGGCAACGUGACGACGGCCACCAAAGACCUGACCCACAGGGGCACCCUAGUCGUGGUGGACCGCUCGGAUUUUUUGUCUUACUACGGGAACCGCACCGAGCCCGACCGGCAGUCGGCGUGUCAGCUCAUGUUUUCGGGCAUCAACCGCGUCGCCUUCGACAGUAGCUGCAAUCCCAACGGCACGCAGGACUUUCUCCGAAACAUUCCCUGCACCCCGGGCAAGCUGUGCGAGGACGAGGACAAGCCGAACCGGGUUGUCAAGGGAAAUCAGUUCACGUACACCGUGCGUGAUCUCCAUCAAGCUCGGUUCUGGUACAUCAGCAUGGUGUCUUGUUACCGAGUGGGCGAGGGCAAGGACUGCAAGUGGAAGGACUCGGUCGAGGAGGACAUAGCCAUCAACUACGACAUCUGGCUCGUCAAUGGGAACCCGGCGGCUUCCUCCCACAACUUCUUCGAGUACCAGUUUUCCUUUGAGCAACAGGGCAGCCUGGAGCGGGUGCUGCUGUUCUUUGUGCUGUACCUGGUGCUGGCCUGCCUGCAAGUGUACGCCGCCCUGCAGCAGAAGCACCUGGUCACCCGGCUGUUCACGGCGGCCCUCACCCUGCAGCUGCUCUCCUUCCUCUGGACCAUCACCCACCUGGCCUUCUUCGCCUGGGACGGGGUGGGCGUGCCCACGCUGGGCAUCGUCGGGGACGUCACCUACAUGCUCUCGCAGUCCCUGUUCAUGCUGCUGCUGCUGCUGCUGGCCAAAGGCUGGGCCAUCACACGCACGGAGCUGACCUGGAAGCCCGUGCUCUUCUGCAUCUGGCUGGUCUACAGCUGCAUCCAGAUCCUCCUCUACGUCUGGAACAUGACGGAGGUGGAUGUGAUAGAGGAGAUUGACGAGUACCAGACGUACCCGGGCUGGAUCUCGCUGUGUUUCCGCCUGGUGGUAACGGCCUGGUUCCUGACAGAACUGCGGUCGACAAUGAUAGACGAGAACGACCACCGCAAGCUGCGCUUCUACCUCCACUUUGGGGCGGGGCUCCUCUGCUGGUUCGUCUACCUGCCCGUCGUUGCACUCAUUGCCCUCCAGGUGUCGGCCCUCUGGCGGCAGAAGUUCAUCCUCGGCAUCAGCUCGUGCGCCGACUUCCUGGCGUAUGCCAUCAUCGCCCAUCUGCUGUGGCCUACCCGGAGCCAGCAGUACUUCCAGCUCCAGUCGGAGCUGGACCCCGGCGACGAACUGGAGGAGCUCAACGAGGCGCCCCACAACGUGCAGCCACCGCCCCCGCGGCUCCGAAAGGUCUAGACCGUUCCGGCCGGGGAAUGCACCUUCCUCCCGUCCCCCUCCUCGCACCGCGGGGCACGCCCUCUCCUCCUGCACCUCCUCCUCCUGUGCGGGGCCCACGCCCCCGGACGCUCGGGCUUUGCCACGUGCCUCGUCGUAAUCUCAGUGAGAUGCCGCCUCAGGCAUAGAACGUACGUAAGUUGCUUGGGCAGGGCUCGAGAUGUUUUCUUCGUAUUUUCAUUCAUGUUUUGCCUUGGCGUCGGAGCCCCUAGUUUGGUUUCCGACCUCUGAGCAGGCGUUGCAGUGUGUGUCGGCGGCCAGCCACUGACUCUCCACAUUUACAUCCUUUCAGCAAACUAACGGGAUUCACGGAAUCAUCCUUUGCUAGGGACAGCCCCCCCCCGCUCCGUGCCAACAGUUCUGCACCAUGCUUCUUUGUUACUGUUUUUUUGUUUUCUUUUGCGGCUACCAGCACCAUUUUGGCGAGGAUUUUAUUCUCUCCCCACAUACGUCGAAUAGCACUGUACUUACGCGACCAAGUCGAUCCGGGAGACAAGAACGGAUUGCCAUUGCAAGACGAGGUGAAGAGAGCCUUCGGCAAAAGGGCCACAAGAUGCGUUGAGAAAUGUCGCGCUGUCAAGCAGUGGCGUAGCUAGGCCAUCUUGCAGCCGGUGCCCUUUUGUCUUUUGUAACUCCCCCCUCCCCCCCCCCCCCCCCCCCUUCACUCUCCGAGAUCACAACCGACCAGUAAAGCGGGGAAGGGGGGGGGGCCGUUAGAGGUGGGACCCCCCCAUGUGACUGGGCCCCCGGCUGCUACGCCACUGCUCUCAAGUAUUAACUACUAGUCGAACGUCUCUGUAUUUACAAAACAAUAUACGCGGAAGAGCUGUGAUGUUUUAGUUUCUCUUUCUGUGUGUGAUCGGAUGCGGAAGUCUGCAUGUUCUCGUGCAACAAGAAUGCCAUUCCAUUAUACUUUGUGUGCUUUUUGCAGCUGAGUAGUUUAGUUGUUGCUCCUAGCUGGCGAGCGCUUUGCUUAGACAAUUGCUCGUGCGCUGGCUAGGCCUUAGUGAGACAAUCAAGGAUUGGAGUUAGUGAUCGGUGUACUUUUUCUUAGACUAACCUUUGCAUCAUCUCUGCCUCCGGUUUGCCUGGGUAUUGCAUAGUAGUAGUGUUCAAGUGUUUCUGCUCCAUAGCUCUACAGCUAUACAGCCUCUGCUCUAUGGCUGGUUUAGGAGUGAAAAACUUGGAUGGUGUAGAGAUGAGUUAGUGAUUUGCUCAUGUCGAUCAGCUUUUUGGGUCCGUCAUGCAAACUUUGGCCGUUGCUGCUUCCAAAGCGAAUCUUCCACCGUGUUGGAUAUGAUGCUCUUUUACUAAGAAAAAUAUUUCUCUAUUUUUAAUGAGUAACCACCGUAUGUUUUUCUCGUAAGCAUUAUAUGCUCAUGUUUUGCUGGUACUUCAGGCCUUGUAAUAUUUAUAAAUUAUUACACUCGUUGGUUUAUGACACUCUUUCUUUCCUGUUUCAAUGUCAUUGUUUAGUAUCAUGUAAAUAAAAUUUAGUGACAAGCCUGA